UGAACAGUUCGCAGAUCGUAGUGCGCAGUACGCAGUUCGUAACGGUUCUCGGCUCGUCGACGGUCGCUCGCUUGCUUGGCGCUACCAGCAAAUCGCAUUGAAAAUAAAAUUUUGCCAAAAUACUCAAAAUUGGUUUUUUCAUGCAAAACGCGAGGAAAUGCGAAGCGAAACCAAUUAAAUCAAAUCAGAUAAUUAAUAAAUCAACAAAAUAAAAUUGCGUAGAAGAAGUGCGUGAUUGGGCAGCUGCAGUCAAGUUCUAAAAUACGACGAUUCAAGUGCAAACGCCCCCCAAUAACUUAAAAAAAAAAUAAAAUAAAUAAAAACAAAAAACAAAGCAAAACAACACACAUAAAAUUAAAAUGCUGAUGCAUACCACAUCGACCACGUCGACGGCAACGAUGACCAACUCAUCCUCAUCGGCGACGCCAACGCCAGGCUCAACGUCCUCCAAUAAUAGCGCCAUGCUGGAGUCGCUGCAGCAGCAGCAGCAGCAACAACAGCAUCAGCAGCUGCAGCAACAACUGCAGCAGUUGCAUACAACAACAGCAACUGCUGCAAACAACUCUCGUCCGCCCUCGCGUGCCCCCUCCAUUCUGGACAGUCCGACGCUGGCGCGUGUGGAACGCGCUCGUCUUCGACUGGAGCAGCAGGAGCGGGAACGGGAACGCAGCAGCCAACGCAGCUCUCAGGGGGGCGGCGGAGGUGGAGGUGGAGGCGGUGGCAGCAGCAGCGGCACAGGCAGCACAGCAACGACCAUGAAUCGUGAGGAUAGUUUAGAGCGCAGCAUAUUGGAUCCAAAGAAAGACGUGGCGCCCUGGCAUCAGAUGUGGACGCAUAUGAAACGCCUCUCGCACGCCUCAAAAGUCAACUCGACGAACAGUCUGACGGCCCAGAAGACAGACGUGGGCGUUGGCCAUCACCAACUGACAGCAAACACAACGACGGCAACAAAAGCAACAACGACAACAAUUAAUGGUGGCACUGGCAGAGCAACAAUGCCAGGCAAAUGCAUUUUGUUUCCGGAUAAGACGUCCUCACUCAAAAGUUCCAUGUAUACGCAACAGGUGUACUUCAGGCCCGAUAUGCAAUCGCUGCUGGCGGGUCGCAUUCCUGUGGCCUCCAUGACGGGACCCAUUAAGCGCGGAUUGCUCUGGCAGCAACGAGAUCGGCUCUUUUCGCGCUGGAAGGAGAGAUACUUUGUGCUCACCCGCGACUAUUUGCAUUGCUUUAAACGUGCCUCAGGCUCGGCCAACGAACGUGCUUCGGAUAUGGGACAGUUUAUAUUUAAGGUCAAGCUGGUGGACGUGGAGAAGGUAGAAUGGCUCAAUCGGCGCUCGUAUAGCGCCAUUGGGCUGCUGCUGGGACGGGAGGGUCGCGUUCUCCUGCGCUGUGACGAUGGCCUCGAGGAUUGGUUCGAGCUGCUCGAGGAAUGCACGCUGACCUCGAAGGAGCGUCGUCGCGCCUUGAAGAUCGCUCAGGGGCCGAGAUCGCGUGCCUCGCUGGCCGCGCCUGUGUCGCAUGCCUCACUGCAGUUCCAGCAUUUUGGACUGGGCAGCACCUACUCCAGUGCACUGGAUGAUUGGCUGAUGACGAAUGGUUCCGGCUGUGGCGGCGGACUGGCGCGCCAUAAAAUUGGCGCCGGCAGCUUGAAUGGCUAUGCUGGCGCCAAUCCAUUUUUAUUUAGCGACUCGGUGCCGGAUCUGAGUGCGUUAAACAAUGAGAAUCACAAUCAUCAUAUGAGCGGCAUCUCAACGAAUCACUCCACGCCGCAGAAGAUUCCGCACCACAGCAAUGCAAAUCUCAGUCGCUACUCGAAUGGUUAUGCCUCGGCGCAGAAUAGUUUCACGCAGGCUGGCGGUGCCUUGUACGGAUCACCACGACGCAUCUUCAUCAACAGCAGCUUCGGCUCCAAUGCGGUCGUCGACGAGGAGACGGCCGAGGAGUCCGAAGUGCAGCUGCGUCGUCCGCGGCUCUUCCGCGGCAUCAGCGCCCAGCCGGACAAUGGCAACGAGCUGGACAGGGAUUGGCUCUAUCGCAAACCGCGUGCGCCCACCGAUAUGCGCCACUCAGUGCAACCUAUGCUGCCCACACACAACAGCAAUGGCGGCAGCAACGUUGGCCUGGCUAACAAACAGGAGCUGGACUGCUCGGCACAUGACAGCGGACUGGAUACGCCACCAUCGACACACCGGCCAUCCAGUUAUCGGGAGGCAGCCAGCCGGGAUAGCACCGAAACGAACGGCAGCUCGUCGCGUGGCACGUUGCUGAACAACUCGCCGGGCGGCAGCUUUCGUGGCAAGAAGCUGAGUCCCCAGGUGACCAAUCUGAAUCAGCUGAAUGCCUUGAACGGCUCACGGUACUCUGUGCAGGAUCAGCGCAUACUGAAGAUGCGCAACAAUGAGGAGGAGCGCUGCACCUCCAUCAAGCUGGCCAAUCGCCUUAAUCACAAUCACGAUCAGAAUACCACUGCCUAUGAUCCCAAUCAGAAUCGGUACUACAAGAAUGGCAAUGCCACGCCCCCUAUUUCACUAACGCCCCAGCACACACCACAGCACAAAAUGUUGCAGCAAGCCAAUGGCAAUGGCAACGGCAAUGGCACACUUAACGGUAAUGGUGGCUCCGCCAUGAACGGAUCGGCCAUAUUCCGGGAGCGCUAUCAGCACCCAGCGCUGGCGGCCAUCAUCAACGAGGCACAGGGCUUAAAGUUUCGAGAACGUGCCCAUUCGGAUAGCCAGCAACGUCGACUGAACAACAACAACAAUGGACCCACGCCAACGCCCGCCUCCCCCCUGGCCCAGCGGCGCAACAAUGUCCCCAUUUUUGGAACGCCCACGCGCGUAUAGCCGUUAAAAGUAUAAGCAAUGAAUGAUAUGUGCGAUCAUAGAACACUUAAAUAUGCAUUACCAUUAAACCUUAAGUAGCCUAAUGUUUAAGUGAAAUCAAUAACUUAGUCAUCGGAUAAUGCUUGCAUAAAGGAAUAAUACAGAAAUUAUGUAUAAGACACUAUAUAUAUAAUAUAUGUAAUUUGUAGUCCUGUAAUUUAGCGACUUAUUUGAGCUCGGUUAACACGUGCCAGCGAAUGAAAAUAUUAAAUACAUACACAUAUGUAUAGAUUAAAUAUGUAGCUUAAUAAAUAAAUACAAUUCUCAAGUAGUUUUAGUGUGCUACAUUGUCCAGCUUUAUGUAAAACGUUAAAAUCAAAAAUAAAACGACUCCGUUCUGAGUUUCGAUUGCAAACCAAUUUGCAAUUUGUAUCGAAAUUCAGAAUGGGGAUCAAAUAAAUGUCAA
Drosophila grimshawi is the source of this 3288-nucleotide messenger RNA. RefSeq lists its product as uncharacterized. NCBI's taxonomy places the organism in Eukaryota, Metazoa, Arthropoda, Insecta, Diptera, Drosophilidae. The coding region runs from base 360 to 2843 and encodes 827 amino acids. The transcript has 9 exons. The record is from RefSeq and is a predicted model, not a curated record. Gene Ontology annotation, biological process: actin cytoskeleton organization. Gene Ontology annotation, cellular component: plasma membrane.